Molecule: messenger RNA, 675 nt
Organism: Fusarium subglutinans
Lineage: Eukaryota; Fungi; Ascomycota; Sordariomycetes; Hypocreales; Nectriaceae
Product: histone H1 5
Exons: 5
Coding region: 1-675 (224 amino acids)
Biological process (GO): nucleosome assembly
Cellular component (GO): nucleosome
Molecular function (GO): DNA binding; structural constituent of chromatin
Source: RefSeq, a predicted model, not a curated record
AUGCCUGCCAAAGCCGCUGCCGCCGCUCCCAAGAAGUCUGGCCACGCCAGUUAUCAGGACAUGAUCACUGAUGCCAUUGUCAACCUCAAGGACCGAAAGGGCUCUAGCCGUCAAUCCUUGAAGAAGUAUGUCAAGGCCAACAACACUCUCAAUGUCACCGACAACAUGUUCGACUCUCUCUUCAACAAGGCCUUGAAGGCUGGUGUCGACAAGGGUGUCUUUGAGCAGCCCAAGGGUCCUUCCGGUGGUACCAAGCUCGCCAAGAAGCAACCUGAGGCUAAGAAGCCCGCUGCUCCUAAGAAGCCCGCUGCCGAGAAGAAGGAGGCCGCUGAGAAGCCUGCUGUCAAGAAGCCCGCUGCUAAGAAGACCGCCGCCCCUAAGAAGGCUACUACCGAAAAGAAGGCUGCUGCCCCCAAGAAGGCCGCCGCUGAGAAGAAGACCACUGAGAAGAAGGCUGAAAAGGCUGAGAAGGCUGAAAAGCCUGCUCCUGCCAAGAAGCCCGCUGCCCCCAAGAAGGCUGUUGCUACCAAAAAGGCCGACAAGGCUGAGAAGCCCGAGACAGCUCUUACAAAGACAAAGACAGGUCGCGUCACCAAGACCACCAAGGCAGCACCUGCAAAGAAGCCUGCUGCACCUAAGAAGGCAGCACCCAAGAAGGCCGCUGCCAAGGCGUAA